CAAUCACAGCCAGGGGACGGUACGGCUCGUUUUCCAUACAGCAUGUAUAAUAUCAGUCUUGCCCGCUUCAGCAGCUCAUUCGUCGCUGCAAGUUUCCAGAGACAACAUGCCUGAACCCGCCAAGUCUGCGCCCAAGAAGGGCUCCAAGAAAGCGGUCACCAAGACGACCGCCGGCAAAGGAGGCAAGAAGAGGAGAAGGACCAGGAAGGAGAGCUACGCCAUCUACGUCUACAAGGUGCUGAAGCAGGUCCACCCCGACACCGGGAUCUCCUCCAAGGCCAUGAGCAUCAUGAACUCCUUCGUCAACGACAUCUUUGAGCGCAUCGCCUCCGAGGCSUCCCGUCUGGCUCACUACAACAAGCGCUCCACCAUCACCUCCAGGGAGAUCCAGACCGCUGUGCGCCUCCUGCUGCCCGGUGAGCUGGCCAAGCACGCCGUGUCCGAGGGAACCAAGGCUGUUACCAAGUACACCAGCUCCAAGUAAACGACUCGGCUGUUAACACACCAACCCAACGGCUCUUUUAAGAGCCACUCACUACAUCUGAAGGGCUUUGGUCUAGUCUCUAAUGUCCAUAUGAUUGUUGGUCGGUGUGUUUAAACCCUAAACGUACCAACCCUUAGGCCUAUAUUUAGUGGUGAGACGGAUUUUCUUGUAAGGGAACUUAAAUCUUCAGUCUCUCCAUUUCAAAGAGCAGUUAAAAUGACCCCAUUAUGAAACUAUACUUCGGUAUUGUAUUUUUAGGAGUAGGCCAGUUUGUUUUUUUGUUUUUUUUUUUUAAUUGUAGGGGGUGAAGUUCAGAAAUUUGAACCAUCUUGUAAAGCUUCAGUUGUGUUGGGUGGUGGAGAGGAAGCGGCAGACUCAUCGUGUCAGUCAAACACACUGGUACUGUGAAUGCCACAGUUUAUACUCUUAAUAAACAGAGUCUUCACUAACAUCACAAAGCCCGGUUAAACGGCUGCUGUAUUAUCAAAAACGAAAAUAAGCUGAGUCCAAACCACCCGUAACGUUGCUGGAGUUGGGGAGACGAAAUAUACAUGUCCGUCUCAGUCCAUGCGUCGAUCUCCAGCACGUUUCUCCCACGCUCUCUACCAUAGAAAUAACAUAAGGAUCUUAUAUUGUUGAUGUCCAGUUGGCUCUUAUAAACAACUUAUAUCUUAUAUUAUGUCUAUGCUCUACAGAGAAGCAGUGGCGCAUACUUGUGACAUCACCAGCAAUAACUCGGGCUGUCUUAAAGAGACACCGCACAAUUACGGCUGCUACAAUCUGCAUUAAGUAAAUGGCAGUAUGUUUUUACAGGA
Molecule: messenger RNA, 1299 nt
Organism: Poecilia reticulata (guppy)
Lineage: Eukaryota; Metazoa; Chordata; Actinopteri; Cyprinodontiformes; Poeciliidae
Source: RefSeq, a predicted model, not a curated record